UCCCAUCUUAAACGCAGAGAGAGAGAGAGAGAGAGAGUUUCCUGAAACCAAGAAACGGCUCCCCUCUCGCUCCUGUAGGAAAAGACCCUUUCUGCAGCAGCAGCGUCGAGAAACGGCAGAGCAAACCCCCCCCUCCUUUUCUUCGAUUCUUUCGUGCAAGCAAAUCGUCAUCACAAUGGCUCGCUCGCUCUCGAACGCCAAGCUUUUCUCAGCCGCCCUCGUCGACGGCAUCUCCGCCUCCAUCGCUAGGCGCGGGUACGCGGCGGCGGCGUCGCAAGGGGUUGCUUCGAGCUUCGCGAAAACAGGGGCGACCAGGAGCGCCGUGAUGCCGAAGAAAGCAGCGGAGGAGGUGGCCAGACCCACCGAGCGCGUCUCGUGGGUGCCCGACCCGAAGACCGGGUACUACAGGCCCGAGAACCGCGCCCAGGAGAUCGACGUGGCCGAGCUGCGUGCGGUGCUCUUGAAGAACAAGAACAACGCAGAGAGAGAGAGAGAGAGAGAGAGAGAGAGGAAGAGUUUCCAGAAACCAAGAAACGUCUCCCCCCCCUCCCCCUCUCGCUCCUGUAGAAGAAUACCCUUUCUGCAGCAGCAGCGUCGGGAAACGGCAGAGCAAACCCCCUUCUUUGCUUCGAUUCUUUGUGCAAGCAAAAUCGUCGUAACAAUGGCCCGCUCCCUCUCGAACGCCGCCGCCAAGCUUUUCUCGGCCGCCCUCGUCGACGGUGUCUCCGCCUCCAUCGCCAGGCGCGGGUACGCGACGGCGGCGUCGCAAGGGGUUGCUUCGAGCCUCGCGAAGACAGGGGCGGCGACCCGGAGCACCGUGAUGUCGAAGAAAGCAGGGGAGGAGGUGGCCAGACCCGCCGAGCGCGUCUCGUGGGUGCCCGACCCGAAGACCGGGUACUACAGGCCCGAGAACCGCCCCGAGGAGAUCGACGUGGCCGAGCUGCGCGCAAUGCUCCUGAAGAACAAGAACUGAGCCCCCCCGCCCCGCCCUCACCCCCGAUUCGAUCGUGAUCGCGGCGGCGCCGCCAUCGUUUCCGGAGGCGUCCGUCCCCGCGACGUGACUCGAUUGUAUCGGAAGUGGGAAAUCUGCAUGCCCCCUCUUUGCCGUUUUAGGAAAUUUGCUAGCAAAGCUAUUUGUAUUGUACCCUCGAACUUACGUUCUUCAUGGGAAUAGAUAUUGGAUUUGCUCUA
Molecule: messenger RNA, 1191 nt
Organism: Syzygium oleosum
Lineage: Eukaryota; Viridiplantae; Streptophyta; Magnoliopsida; Myrtales; Myrtaceae
Exons: 4
Coding region: 176-973 (265 amino acids)
Biological process (GO): response to stress
Cellular component (GO): mitochondrion
Source: RefSeq, a predicted model, not a curated record